CGUGCCUGCGCUCGCUGCGACUCCUCGUCUUCGCCGUGUUCUCGGCCGCCGCGAGCAACUGGCUGUACCUGGCCAAGCUGUCGUCAGUGGGCAGCAUCUCCGAAGAGGAGACGUGCGAGAAGCUCAAAGGCCUGAUCCAGAGGCAGGUGCAGAUGUGCAAGCGGAACCUAGAGGUGAUGGACUCCGUGCGCCGUGGAGCCCAGCUGGCCAUUGAGGAGUGCCAGUACCAGUUCCGGAAUCGACGCUGGAACUGCUCCACACUGGACUCGCUGCCUGUCUUCGGCAAAGUGGUGACACAAGGGACCCGGGAGGCGGCCUUUGUAUACGCCAUCUCUUCAGCAGGUGUGGCCUUUGCAGUGACAAGGGCAUGUAGCAGUGGAGAGCUGGAAAAGUGUGGCUGUGACCGGACAGUGCACGGGGUCAGCCCACAGGGCUUCCAGUGGUCAGGAUGCUCGGACAACAUCGCCUAUGGCGUAGCCUUCUCACAGUCCUUUGUGGACGUACGGGAGAGAAGCAAGGGGGCCUCCUCCAGCCGGGCACUCAUGAACCUUCACAACAACGAGGCUGGCAGGAAGGCCAUCUUGACACAUAUGCGGGUGGAGUGCAAAUGCCACGGGGUGUCAGGCUCCUGCGAGGUAAAGACAUGCUGGCGAGCUGUGCCGCCCUUCCGCCAGGUCGGCCACGCGCUAAAGGAGAAGUUUGAUGGUGCCACAGAGGUAGAGCCACGUCGCGUGGGCUCCUCCCGGGCACUGGUGCCACGAAACGCACAGUUCAAGCCGCACACGGAUGAGGACCUGGUGUACCUGGAGCCCAGUCCAGACUUCUGUGAGCAGGACAUACGCAGUGGGGUGCUAGGCACGAGGGGCCGCGCGUGCAACAAGACGUCCAAGGCCAUCGAUGGCUGCGAGCUGCUGUGCUGUGGCCGCGGCUUCCACACAGCGCAGGUGGAGCUGGCUGAGCGCUGCGGCUGCCGGUUCCACUGGUGCUGCUUUGUCAAGUGCCGGCAGUGCCAGCGGCUUGUGGAGGUGCACACGUGCCGGUGACUGUGCCCCCCUGUGCCCAGCACCACCUGCGUGGCCCAGGGAAGGCCGAUAACUUAAACAGUCUCCCACCACCUCUCCCAAGAGAUACUGGUUGUAUUUUUUUGUUUUGGUUUGGUUUUUGGGUCCUCAAGUUAUUUAUUGCCAAGAAUAGAAGAAAGGCAACCCCAAGGGCACCAACCAGGGCCUCCCCAAGCCUGAGCCUUUGUGUGUGGCUGCCACUGACCAAAGGGACUUUGUUGAUGCCUCUGGCUGUCCACACUGACCACUGCUGACUGCUCAGCUGUUGUUGGUGUCUAUUUUUCUACACAUAGACUAAAACGUGGGUAACACGGAGUGACUGUGGAUCCCACCAUCCAGGGAAACAGAUGGCUCUAUGGCAGGGAUGGCAGGCUCCAUCUUGGUGGAAUUCAUAUCACCUGCAAUAAGGGAGCUUGCACCUUUCCACCCCACGUAUCCACAGGGACCGCUAGUAACCCUGGCUCUUAAAGUCCCUAGAAAGGGAAUGGACAGAUACCAGGUCAAAGGCUAAGGGCUCUCAGCCCUCACAUGAGCAGCUAGAUUCCAGGCAAGCACACAGGUCAGGAAGGGGCAAGAAUGCCCACCCAAGGCCUGCUUGCCUCGGUUCCUCCUCAGAAGGGAAAACUGUCCCUACAACUGGACUCUCCUAGGCAGGGCUAGGCGGUCAUCCUGGAUCAGAUCCUAGCUUGGGCCCAGCAAGUCACACCCCCUGUGUGAGUCACCCUCACAGUGUUGUCCUCUGUGAAACUGAGAAUGGAAAUGUCACAGAGAGAGACAGGAAAGGGCUGUGCAAAGAGAUUCCAACCUACACUAUCUCAUUCACUUAACAAAAUUUAUUGAGCAAACACUAUGGUCUAGGCCCUGUUCUGGGGUAUCUCCCUUGGCAAUCACAUCUGUCCUGGGGACAAACACAGAGGCACAUGCCCUCUUUACAAUAGGUACUCAUGCCUGUCAGCCCCACAAGACCUUAGCAGAGGAAAAAACAGGCCCCUCCUUGGUCCCUGUAUCCAAAGGCAGAGAUACAGCAGGUUUCCUUGGGCCUGAGCAAUGGGACAGAGGCUCUGGCUAUAAGAGCCAGAGACCGACCACACUGGAGCCUACAUGGCUGCAGAGGGAUAAGAGGCUGAGUUAAAAGGGGGAACAGCUGGAGGGCUGACUAAUGAGGUCUCAGAAUCCGAGGCUCCUCUAUCCCCAGGACCUCAGGUCCCCAAGGUCUUGAGUACAAUAAGGACAAGAUUCCCUAAGGGACAGCAUCAGUAGCUAGUGCCUGGCCCAGUACACCAGCCAAACUGUCAAGAACCUACCAAGUGUUCUGUGAACAGGAUACACACAGACCCAACUGCUUCUCAGUUGGAUGAUCAAUCAUCAGAGAGACUUUCCAGCCUGGUCUCCAAGUUGUCCCCAUGUCCAGGAUUCCAGGAUUGAUGUCUUCAGCUCUAGACUCCCCUUUGGGACCCUGAAAUCCCAAGGUCUUUACUACUGGGUAGUGUGACUGUAAAACCCAGGAUUCCGAGUAUGGGCUUAGGCCUGCACAAACUCUCAUCUGGGCCUGUGGUUUGUGCCUCCUGGGGUUGGCUCCCUCAUGAAGAGGGUCAACACCCUUGGACCCCAUCCAAGCUCUCUGCUCACUGUCCAUCUGAAGAGGCAGCCAAAACCAAGUGAGAUGCUGGAACCACAUUCAAAUGCAGGGAUAAUCUUUGGCAGGCUGUCUCUGAUGUGGAUGAAAGCUGAGCUGACCAAGGGUCCCCACAGCUGCCCAGCUGGGCCCACUGUUCCUCUAGUAGACUCAGUUUAGCACCAGGGAAGAUAGGACCCCCACACACACACAGAGCCAGGUCCAGACAAAGCAAGUAGGGGAGCUGCCCCUUCAGAGAAUGCUUGGCCAAGGAUCCCAUCCAGAGGCUACUUACUGGUUUGAUGGGCAUUGUCUCCCCCACGCUGACCCUAAGUUCUGCAGGCUGUGACUAGGUGAAUCAGACCACAGGCUAAAACCACUGCCAAGGCCAAAGGAAGCCACAGCCACAGGAAAAGAACUUCACUGGACUUGUCCAGCUCCAAACUGUCUCAAAUACAAAGAGCUGGCAUAGGCCUGACAUAGCUCACCAUUCUUGGGUCACACAGGACCCAGGAAACUAGCCAGAAAGUCCACAUCCUACCUGAACCACACUCCACUGUUCUUGUCCCAAGGCAAAAGCGGUGUUCCUCUAAGGCCAGGGCUGGAUAAACCCCAGCUCAGGAUGCUGCUACCCUAUCUGCUGCCCACCCCAUCCCCCAGUUUUUAUACGAGGCUCCUUGGCACUGUGACCUCCCCAUGGCAUAGUCUGAGAUGCACGAUAAAAUGAUUAUUUCUUUAUCUGGCAA
This is a messenger RNA of Psammomys obesus (fat sand rat), 3422 nucleotides long. RefSeq names its product Wnt family member 4 (gene Wnt4). Gene Ontology annotation, biological process: canonical Wnt signaling pathway; multicellular organism development; neuron differentiation. NCBI's taxonomy places the organism in Eukaryota, Metazoa, Chordata, Mammalia, Rodentia, Muridae. Gene Ontology annotation, molecular function: cytokine activity; frizzled binding. Gene Ontology annotation, cellular component: extracellular region. The record is from RefSeq and is a predicted model, not a curated record.